GUUGUCCAACAGGAAAAAGAGACGAAAGAGAAUUUGGAAAGUAUGCUUCAAAAACACAAACUUUUAUUAGCCAGCCCUUCACACCAUUAAAACACUCCCACAUACCAUGGAUCUCUAACAGAACAAGAACAAAAGAGAAGAAAAACACAAGUCAAAACAUAUACAGGAAUAGAAGGAAUCUGAUCUGUUUUCUAUUUUUUAUGUUUGGUUUUGUUUGAUUUGGGUCUGGUUCAGAGAGCAGAAAAAUGAACUGUUUUACAUGCUAUGGAUCUGUGAAAGAAGAUAAGAUUGUGAGGCGGCCUGAAACCAGUAGUAUUAAGAAGACCAGUGAUGAUCAUCAUCAAUCGCCUCGUGUCUCUGUCAAUCAUAAUGGAAGGGAUUCUUCAGAUAGAUUCAAGCCAAAGCCCUUUCAGGAGAGAAAACAAGACGAGCCUCUAAAGAUUGCAGAUCAACCUAUUGCAGCUCAGACAUUCCUUUUUCGAGAAUUGGCUGCAGCGACAAAGAAUUUCAAAGCAGAUUGCCUUCUGGGUGAAGGAGGCUUUGGAAGAGUAUACAAAGGGAAGCUUGAGAGUACUGGGCAGAUUGUGGCCGUCAAGCAACUAGACAGGAAUGGAUUACAAGGAAACAGGGAGUUUCUUGUUGAGGUUUUGAUGCUGAGUCUUCUUCAUCAUCCAAAUCUUGUUAGCCUUAUUGGAUAUUGUGCUGAUGGAGAUCAGAGACUUUUGGUGUAUGAGUAUAUGCCAUUAGGAUCACUGGAAGACCAUCUUCAUGAUCUCCCGCCUGAUAAGGAGGCAUUAGAUUGGAGCACAAGAAUGAAAAUAGCCACAGGUGCGGCAAGAGGGCUGGAAUAUCUACAUGAUAAAGCCAACCCUCCUGUCAUAUAUCGUGAUUUUAAAUCCUCUAAUAUUUUGCUGGAUGACGAUUUUCAUCCCAAAUUAUCUGAUUUUGGACUGGCUAAACUUGGUCCUAUUGGAGAUAAGACACAUGUCUCCACAAGAGUAAUGGGAACUUAUGGAUACUGUGCACCAGAGUAUGCCAUGACAGGUCAACUGACUGUAAAAUCAGAUGUGUACAGUUUUGGGGUCGUUUUGUUGGAGUUAAUUACAGGAAGAAGAGCUAUUGACAAUACUAGGCCAGCAGGGGAGCACAAUCUUGUUGCUUGGGCAAGACCCUUGUUCAAGGACCGCAGAAAAUUCCCACAGAUGGCUGAUCCAAGGCUUCAUGGACGGUAUCCUAUGAGGGGAUUGUAUCAAGCUCUUGCUGUUGCAGCAAUGUGUCUUCAUGAGGAGGCAACCACACGUCCCCUGAUUGGAGAUGUAGUUACUGCUCUUGGUUACCUUGCAUCUCAGACAUAUGAUCCUAAUGUUCAUCCUGUUCAAAAUGCUCGCAGUACUCCAUCCACUGCACCUUCCACUCCUCCUCAUGAGAAAAGAGCCAAUGGGAGAAAGCAUACCGAUGGGUCUGAUUCAGAGAAGGACAGAGGGAGUAGACAUAGAAGUAACAGGCACAGGUUGGCUCAUGAGGAAGGUUCCCCUGAUCAUCGCCCUGCUCGUCUUAGAGCAUUGAAUAACAUGGGUGAAUCUGGAGGUUCUCAAGAGGGGAGUGGUAAGGAUUCAGGAGAUUCUGAUAGGUCUGAUGGGAUUAGGGAUAGUCCUAAAACUACUGGGAGAGCUGCUAGAGAUGUGCAUAGAAUUUUAGCUGUCACUAAAGAUCGCGAACGAGCGGUUGCUGAAGCCAAAUCAUGGGGUGCAAACUGGAGGGAGAAAAACAAGGCUAAUGCCAAUGGUAACAUGGAUGGUUUUCAUUGAGUCUGCUAGAGUAGCCUAUGAAUCUUAAUUAUCCAGAUUUUCCUAAUCCUACAACUAGUUUGGUAUAAGAGAUUUCAACUUUUGAUCCUGAUUAGAAAUAGUUUAUUCCACGUGUAAAUCUCCAUCAGUCACAGAAGCGGGAAUGUUAUACAACUUGCAAGAUUCAAGCUUUUUCUUGAAAGUUGAACAUGAAUAGAGCAAGAGAAACAAGGAAGGUUUUAAGAUUCUUCCAGUCCUUUUGUACAGGAGGGGAUGAUUAUGGUCAAGCAUUUAUACCACUCACAGAGAUUUGUAAACUAAUGUGUAGUGGCAUAAUUUUUCCCAUCCUCAAAAUGACUGUUGGAGGCAACAAAAUUGUUGCAUUUGAUUUCUUUCCAUCAUAGGAGUUAAAAAAAGUGAUCAAGCUUUUUGCCCCUGCCUAUAGGUCUUAGUUUCUACAAGGCAGGUAACUCUUUGUAUGUACAUAUGAGCUUUUCUCAAGGGUUAUAAGCAGUUUUGCCCUUUUGGGUUUUUUCAGCCCUUGAGAUAUUUACAUUCAACAUAUACUGAGGUUGUUACAACCA
This is a messenger RNA of Cryptomeria japonica (Japanese cedar), 2371 nucleotides long. RefSeq names its product probable serine/threonine-protein kinase PBL7. NCBI's taxonomy places the organism in Eukaryota, Viridiplantae, Streptophyta, Pinopsida, Cupressales, Cupressaceae. The record is from RefSeq and is a predicted model, not a curated record. The transcript has 5 exons. Gene Ontology annotation, biological process: protein phosphorylation. The coding region runs from base 246 to 1808 and encodes 520 amino acids. Gene Ontology annotation, molecular function: protein kinase activity; ATP binding.